Penicillium canariense is the source of this 1878-nucleotide messenger RNA. Its product is annotated as SGNH hydrolase. Lineage: Eukaryota; Fungi; Ascomycota; Eurotiomycetes; Eurotiales; Aspergillaceae. The transcript has 2 exons. The record is from RefSeq and is a predicted model, not a curated record. Bases 1 to 1878 code for a protein of 625 amino acids. Gene Ontology annotation, biological process: triglyceride catabolic process. Gene Ontology annotation, molecular function: triacylglycerol lipase activity.
AUGUGGCUCAGCACAGUAUUCUUCAUUUUUGCCAUUGCGGCUGCAAGAGGACCAGAAAAAAGCUCUCUGUCACCUCGAAAUCCUGCAAUUGACCCUGAAGACUUUUCAUGGAUCGCGAAUUGGGCUGCCGUGGGAGACAGCUUCACUGCUGGCAUUGGGUCAGGCAACGUGUACAGCUCUCGUAAAGCGGACAAAUCGUGUUCUCGAUAUGAUUACUCCUAUCCUUCCAUUAUGAAUCAGAUUUUCGGUAGCUCAGUGGAGUCAUUCCAGUACUCUGCAUGCUCAGGAGCUACCUCAAUAGACAUUGCGGCACAAAUUGACGCUUUAUCAGGGGUACUGGAUCUGGCGGUAAUGACAGCUGGUGGGAAUGACCUUUGCUUGACGGGCAUCAUUACUACUUGCAUCUUGAACUCGGUUACGAGCGAGUCUUCUUGCCAAAAGGCAAUAACUGCGGCUCAGAGUGCCAUCGACAGCAUUUUGGAGGACAACAUUGUUUCUCUCUUGACCUCAUUAGACGCAAAAAUGGACUCUCGGGGGAUGAUUGUUCUCGCGUCAUAUGCGCCCUAUUUCAAUAACCAGACAGACGAUUGCACCAACAAUGAGGAUUGGGUUUUCCCUGGACAAGCAGGAGGUACAAGCCUGCUUUUGACUAAGGCGCAUCGAACGAGCUUCAACACUUUGGUAGCUAAUACAAAUGCUAAGCUGAAGUCGGCUGUUGACAAUGCUGCAAAAACCGCCAGUUCGACAAUUGUAUUUGCAGACUGGAGUGCGUGGGGCGAGGCAACAAAUGGCCGAUUUUGCGAACCGGGCUCCUCCCCUGAUCCUGAUGAUUCAAGUAAUGACAACGCACUCUUCUUCAAGCUACCGACAUACAAGGUUUUCAACCCCGGCGUUGUCUAUCGUGACCUUGCAUUUUACCCGCUCGCUCAAAUGGAAUCCGCGUCAAAUCUUACCUCUGUUAACCCGACCCAUGAGCAAGCUGGCUACACACGGCUAUUGGACUCGAUCGCUGACUCUUUAGAGAAGAGAGACGGUCCAACAGCCGGUGCCUGCACCAAGUCAGUUGUUUCAAAUCUGCUUCCUGACGGUAUUGGAAAGAUCUUUCAUCCCACAAAUCUGGGCCACGAAGCAAUUGCCUCUUACGUCACAUGGGCCAUUGCCAAUGCUAUGGCUGAGCUGGAGGAUACAACUACUCCAGCCUGCAAUAUUGUUGAUGAAUUAAAAUGCUACCAGGUCUCGGGAUCCCAAAGCUAUGCCAGUGCGUAUUCGCUAUACAUGCAUACUGCGGACUUCUGCAAGGAUGCCGUAUCGAGUCUGAACGAGCAAGAAACCGGGUCCCUGUACACAGAUGAUUACAACAAGGACACAACGGAUCAUGUGACUUUCACUGUUACAAAAGAUACCGGUGCAGUGGAUCUAACCGAGCAAACUUGCAACCUAGCUGUCAAUCAUAUCUUAGAUGGCUGCGACGGGAAUGACGACAACAAUCCAAUGAACUGGAAGUUUGGCGGCACCUACAUCAACGGGGCUUAUACAUAUAAGAUUGCGCCAGUUCGAACAAAUAGGCCUUUUCCUGCGCCCAAAGAGCCGUCAGCGCAAUGUACAGGCGUCUUUCACGGGUUUUGGACGCGUUACAAUAUCCGUGGUGCGGGCUGGGCCACGUGGGAUAAUGGUCAAAAGUCACUGCGGCCAAAUAGUACCCAUUGUUUCGGGAAAGGGCUGACGGGCUGGUGGUUUGAAUAUUUCGAUGAGCCGGAUUCUAACGGAUACGAAUGGCUGGCGAAGUUCAACUCUCCUGUUGGAACGGAGGCAAGAUGUUACUCAAAUAACAAAGUCCAGAAAGGGGCCGGUGGUCCUUCAAAUGAUGGAUGCCACUAA